ACAAACACUACUCAGCGUUUAGCUUCCAGUCGUUUAGAAUUAAACGCGGAUUAAACGAAGAAAUGCACUGAUCUAUAUAAAUAUAAAUAUAAGACUAUAGUAUAGAUCAGUGAAGAAAUGGCGCAUCUAACGACAAAUCCCGCGGAUAAAGAGCGGUUUAUGUGCAUUUAUCCAGCAUACAUCAACAGUAAAAAGACAUUAGCAGAAGGCAGAAGAAUACCUGCAGAAAAGGCGGUGGAGAACCCGUCGUGUGCUGAGAUCCGGGACGUCCUGACCGCUGCUGGACUCAAUGUUCUGGUGGAGAACAAGAUGUAUCCACGCGAAUGGAACCGAGACGCUCAGUUCAGAGGAAGAGUGCGCAUUCAGCUCAAACUCCAGGACGGCAGUCUGUGCCAAGACAAGUUUGCAUCUAGGAAAGAUGUGAUGUUUUAUGUGGUGGAGAUGAUCCCGAAACUGAAGAGCAGAACGCAGAAGAGCGGUGGAGCGGAGGCCGGAUCGCAGCAGGGAGAAGGAGGGAAGAAAGGAAAGAAGAAGAAGAAGUAGACGACUGAAGAUCGUCCGUCAUCUGUUUGCAAAGCGGCUCAGUUUUACUUCCUCUUUGACGAUCGGCUGAUUUUAGUUUUUUAUUAUAAACACUCACUUUCAUGAGCGGCGCGUCGUUCUUUAGUUUUUUUAAUAUUUGAUGACCUCUAACACUUUGAACAGCGAGACAGAGGUGUUUCUGUUAAUUAGUGAUGAUGGAUUGUGUUUAAACGAGCGCUGACAGAGCUUGAAAUACAUGGGCGGCUCGUAUGACAGGAUCUUUCGACACGUCUGUGUGUCUGUCAGUGUGUUGUCCUCCAGCGCAGCUGUUCUCGCCUGCCCUCGCAUGAAUAUUUCCAUCUGAAUGUGUGAAAUAAAGAGAAUGGAGCAGCA
Molecule: messenger RNA, 915 nt
Organism: Carassius gibelio (silver crucian carp)
Lineage: Eukaryota; Metazoa; Chordata; Actinopteri; Cypriniformes; Cyprinidae
Product: signal recognition particle 19 kDa protein
Exons: 5
Coding region: 118-543 (141 amino acids)
Biological process (GO): SRP-dependent cotranslational protein targeting to membrane, signal sequence recognition; SRP-dependent cotranslational protein targeting to membrane
Cellular component (GO): signal recognition particle, endoplasmic reticulum targeting
Molecular function (GO): 7S RNA binding
Source: RefSeq, a predicted model, not a curated record